CAAUUAUGAUCUUAACAUGUCCCGUCGGUCGUGACCGAAAAAACAACAAUGGUUGUCGGUCAGAGCUCCGGACAUGCUCGAUAAUAUUAAUUAAUUUUAUAAAUCGAAUCCAAGCGAACAAAUUUACGUCAAAGCCAUUAGGAGGAACAGAAACAAGUUCGAGAGCGAUGAAGGGAGAUGAAGCCAAGAUAUUGCUAGGCUUCCCUCCCAAUUCCACUCCAACCAGCUCCCAGGUUAAAGCUGCUUACAAGAAGAAGGUUUGGGAAUCACAUCCUGAUCUUUUCCCUGUUCACGAGAAGGGUCAUGCCGAGUCCCAGUUCAAGCUUGUUUCAGAGGCUUAUUCUCACCUCUUGUCAGGUGGAAGCGUACGAGACUUCUCGUCAGGUUCAGCCACCACAUGGUCUCGAGUAGUAGUUAGAGCCGGAGUACCAAAGGGAGCAAGAGGAAAGAACGAACUCCGAAGGCUUUGGAUUCCAUUUAUGUUCCUUGUCGGGGGAACUAUCGGACUAGCUGGUUUUAUAGGCGCCAGGUGACUGAUCUGCCUCUGCGUGGAAGUUUUUACUUGAUAAUGCAUUGUUAUCCAACCUUCUUUCCUGUGAUUAUUAUCCCUUUGCUUUGUUUAGGGCUUACAGAAAGCAGAAAGAGGCAUAUCCUUCACACAACCCAUUCCUUCCUUGAUAUCAAGAGUUUUCCUGUUCAAAAAAGAGUUCAAAUUUAGUUUGGUAAUAAUGUAUAGGCUGGUUGGUAUAUAUAACAUAAUUUAAUAGGUGCAGUCGUCUGUUAUUGUGCGAUUUAACUGCUACUAGCAGUUGCAAAAUGAAUCGUGGAGAACUGUAGCUGGGUUCAUAUCUAUGUUCGAUAGAGUUUAUCAUAUAGGUUACUUGACCAGAAUGGAUGCGCGGGUCAGUACAGGAAAGGGUGGACAACAGUAUGGGAGGCUUGUACAAGUGAAAAUGGUUGCAACUUUUUCUUAUUUGUUACUUUCAGUUUCUUGUUAAUAAAUUCAACUAUUCUGCAAUUGAUUUCCCUUCAUAUCAAGUUGACAUUUUUUG
Molecule: messenger RNA, 1052 nt
Organism: Linum tenue
Lineage: Eukaryota; Viridiplantae; Streptophyta; Magnoliopsida; Malpighiales; Linaceae
Source: the annotation of a GenBank genome assembly